CGGAAUUUCCCCGCACCCGAAGAAAUUUUCAUAAGUUGAAGUGUUUUGGGGUAAUCACCCCAAAACACUUCAACUUAUGAAAAUUUCUUCCUUUAAUUAGGUUCCCAAAGAAACCAGAGGUCAUGGUCACAUAUGAAGGCCUGCAACUGCGAAUGAAGCAACUGGAAGAAUACUUGUUCAAUCUACUAAAUAUAUCUAUUUAUAGAAAUCACCACGAAACGGUGAAGUUCCUUGAAGUAUCAAAUAUGUCUUUUGUUUCGGAGCUGGGUGAUAAAGGCAAAGAGGGCAUGGUAGUAAAACGGACUGGCUCAACACGGCCUGGCCAAGCUGGAUGUAAUUGCUGUGGUUUAUUAAGCAAUAUGGUCUGUGUUAGAUGUAAUUAUUUCUGCACUGGUUUGGUGUGCGCAAAGUGGCAGGAGCGAUGGCUGUUCGUGAAGGAUACUUUCUUUGGUUACAUCAGACCUUCAGAUGGCAUCGUCAAGGGAGUCAUGCUUUUCGAUCAGGGGUUCGAAGUAUCGAGCGGCAUGUACUCGACGGGAAUGAAUCAUGGAUUGCAACUGCUCAACCAGAGCCGCCAGAUGGUGAUCAAAUGCUGGACCAAACGCAAGAGCAAGGAGUGGAUGCAACAUUUCAAGAUGGUGGCCAACGAAACAGCCCGUGCGUUCACAUGUCCGAACGUGCAUCACUCGUUCGCUCCCCCCAGAGCGGCCACGCCCGUGGGCACGCUAGUGGACGGCUCCUCGUACAUGGCGGCGGUGGCGGACGCGAUGGAACUCGCCAAAGAGGAGAUCUUCAUUGCGGACUGGUGGCUCAGCCCCGAGAUAUAUAUGAAGAGGCCCGCGCUCAACGGCAACUACUGGAGACUGGACUGUAUACUCAAGAGGAAAGCGGAAGAAGGUGUGAAAAUAUUUAUAAUGCUGUACAAAGAAGUUGAAAUGGCUCUCGGCAUCAACAGCUUCUACAGCAAAAGCAGACUGGCCAGUGAUAACAUCAAGGUUUUCCGUCAUCCAGACCAUGCACGUGCCGGAGUGUUAUUUUGGGCUCAUCACGAGAAGAUAGUAUGCGUGGAUCAGACCGUAGCCUUUGUAGGCGGCAUCGAUCUAUGUUAUGGCAGAUGGGACGACCAUAAACACAGGCUUACAGACUUAGGCAAUAUAUCUCAACCUCACACCGCUAUUAAGACUAAGAAGAAAACGUCGAGUUCUCCCGGCGGUGGGCUGUACUUACCGCAGGGUAAUGGCAUAGAGGCUGCCAUUGAAUUAGCUCGUUCCUCUAAGGAUCUCGUAAUAGGACUCAACGAGUGAGUACAAUGGACGUCUAUUUAAAAUUACGCGUAUAAUUAUGUUAAUUAUACUUGAUAAAAAGAUGUAAAAGUCUG
Molecule: messenger RNA, 1378 nt
Organism: Diatraea saccharalis (sugarcane borer)
Lineage: Eukaryota; Metazoa; Arthropoda; Insecta; Lepidoptera; Crambidae
Source: the annotation of a GenBank genome assembly